Molecule: messenger RNA, 1722 nt
Organism: Cyphomyrmex costatus
Lineage: Eukaryota; Metazoa; Arthropoda; Insecta; Hymenoptera; Formicidae
Exons: 10
Coding region: 1-1722 (573 amino acids)
Biological process (GO): sensory perception of smell; detection of chemical stimulus involved in sensory perception of smell
Cellular component (GO): plasma membrane
Molecular function (GO): olfactory receptor activity; odorant binding
Source: RefSeq, a predicted model, not a curated record
AUGGUAUUUGUGGAAGACAAUGGAGUAGCAUACAUCAGUCAUGCGAAGAAAAGUAAUGCUAAAGGAAGUGAUCUCCAUCGUGAAAUUAAGUUUGUUACCAACUUGGAGUUGGCCCGUGCCACGAAAUGCGACAAAAUUGAAAAUGUUUUGUGUGAAACUGCAUCAUUGUUUGGGCAUAAUUGCAGCAAUAGGUCUGCAGAUACCAUUAGUAAUGUUACUUUCGAAAUGCUACAUUUUUGCGACUUGAUGAAAUUACAUGAAGAAAUUGUGAUUCAACGAUACAUUGAUAAAUGUAUUAUAUUUUAUGGUGCAUCUAUAUUUAUUUUCUACUGGCUUACGUUCACAGCUAUAUUAGUGGUACCACCUUUAGCGCAUCAGCCAUUUCCAACAGCAGCUGAAUAUCCAUUUGAUGUAUCUUAUCAACCGCUAAAAGCAAUAAUUUUCAUACACCAAUCUAUCGCCGGAAUAAUGGUAGCAGCACAACUGUGUACAAAUGUUUAUAUGGCAAUGUUGCUGUGGUUUACAUCAGCAAGAUUUGAGAUGCUAACUGACGAACUAAAAAAGACUACAAAUCUCUAUCAAUUAUUCGAAUGUAUUAAAAAACAUCAAGAAUUACUCAAGUACGCAAGUGAAGUUACAAUUUGUGCUCGUCCUUUCGCGUUUUCAACUAUAUUGUGUAGCGCGAUUGGCAUAAUAGUAAUCUUUCUUUUGUUCAUUAGUAGCAAAUAUGUCGCAGAAACAGCGUUUUAUAUGCUCGAAAACAGUAAUUUAAUUGAAAUAUGGAAAUGUCUUCAAAUUAUUAUAAUAAGAGGUCAAAAACCAGUAACAAUUUCAAUUCCUUGCAUUCUGCCUAUAUUAUCCCUUAAUUAUUUUACAGCGUUGAUAACUUUCGAAAUGGAAAAUUUCUGUCAAUUACUUAAGCCUCACGAAGAAGCAAUUGUUCAGCAAUAUAUUGACAAAUGCGUUUACUUUUACGGUGGCUCUAUGUUUUGGAUUUAUUUAAGUGCUGUUGUCGUCAUCACUGGACCUGUCACGCUAGAUCAACCAUUUCCAACAAACGCCGAGUAUCCGUUCGUCAUUUACCGGCAACCGUUAAAAAGUAUUAUCUUCGUACAUCAAUCUAUUGUAUGUAUUCAAGCUGCUGCUCAGUUAUGUAUGAAUAUCUUCAUGGCUCUACUGCUUUGGACUACCUCAGCGAGAUUUGAAUUAUUAGUCAAAGAGUUACGAACAGUCACCAAUGUUCACGACUUAAUUCAAUGCAUUCGACAACAUCAAAGAUUGCUACAAUAUGCUCAAGAAGUGGUUGGCAUAGUUCGCCCUUUUGCAUUGACAACUAUAAGUCUCAGUACUUUCGCAUUAAUAAUAAUCGGUCUAAUUUUCAUUACUGGCCAACCGAUAUCAAUAAAAAUUCAAUGCGUUGGUCUUACUUUUAGUGGAUUAUCAGAAGUAUUUAUGUAUACAUGGCCAGCGGAACAUUUGAUUCACAUAAGCGGUGAAAUAAUGCGACAAGCUGCUUUUGAUAUGCAGUGGUACAAGCAACCAGUCGCUUUACGAAAGUAUCUACAAAUGAUUAUGCUCAGGGUUCAGAAUCCAAUAAUUGUCGCAAUACCAUGCGUUAUGCCUGCAUUAUCUUUAAAUUACUAUGCAUCGUAUUUAUCGACUAUAUUUUCGUACUUCACGACACUACGAAUAAUUAUGCAAAAUGGACAAAACGAAGAAUAA